ACUUAGCAGGCGGCUAAGAGGGCACACGCGCAGUGUCUCUCCGGCUACAGUUACACCAAGCAGCGGCACUCACCAGGCUGCCGCGCACCCACCAACCACAAGAGUUUAAGCGACAGUAGCCAUGGGCGAAAUGGGAAAGCCAUCUACUUUACGCAGAAGGUUGCCUCAGCUGUUUGCGGCUCUCUCAGCGACGCUGGGCGGCUUUUCGCUGGGCGCGGUGCUGGGUUGGACGUCGCCCGCCUCGAAGCCGCUGCGCCGGCAGCUGGGCCUGUCCGACGAGACGGUGUCGUGGCUGGCGGGCGUGACGCCGCUGGGCGCCCUGGCGGCCAUGCUGGCGGCGGCCGUGUUGCUGGACCGCGUGGGCCGGCGGCGCGCGCUGCUCGCCACGGCGCCGCCCUUCGUCGCCGGCUGGCUGCUGCUCGCCUUCUGCCGGCACCCCGCAGCACUGCUCGUCGGCCGCUUCGUCACCGGCUUCUGCGGCGGCGCCUUCUCCACCGCGGCGCCCGUCUACAUCGGGGAGAUCGCCGAAAAAGAUAUCCGCGGCGCUCUCGGCGUCUGCUACCAGCUGCUGCUCACUGGAGGUAUCCUGUACGUGUACGUGGUGGGCAAGUGGGCCCCGCUGGUGUGGCUGUCCGUGGUGUGCGCCAUCCCGCCCAUCCUCUUCUUCGUGCUGUUCUUCUUUGUGCCGGAGUCGCCCAUCUUCCUGCUGUCCAAGGACAGGCGGGAGGAGGCCAUUCGAGCUCUGCACUGGUUCCGCGGUGGCGAUGAGGCUGACAUCACCGACGACCUGGCCGAGAUGGAGCAGUCUGUGACGGAGACAAAGGAGCGCACUGGCUCUCUGCGGGACAUGUUCACGUCUCGCGCGGCGGUGCGGGGCCUGGCAGUCGGCGUGGGCCUGCAGCUGGCGCAGCAGCUGUCCGGCGUCAACAUCAUCAUCUUCUUCUCCGUGCCCAUCUUUGUGGCCGCCGGCACCUCCAUGGACCCCAGCGACUGCGCCAUUGUUGUCGGCGUCGUCCAGGUGGCGUCGACGCUGCUGUCCGCCCUGCUGGUGGAGCGAGCGGGCCGCCGCGUGUGGCUGGUGCUGUCGCUGUCGGGCAUGGGAGCCUGCAUGGUGGUGCUGGGCGUCUACUUCCACCUCAAGCAGCACAACGCCGCCGCCGUGGCCGGCGUCGGCUGGCUGCCGCUGCUCGCCAUGUGCGCCUACCUGCUCACCUUCUCCCUGGGCACCGGCCCGCUGCCCUGGGCCAUGAUCGGAGAGCUCUUCCCCGGCGAGAUCAAGGGCAUCGCCAGCUCCAUCUGCGGUGGCGCCAACUGGAUCCUCUGCUUCAUCGUCUCCAAGACGUUCACCAACCUGGUGGGCGCUUUCGGCACUGCCAUCACCUUCUGGGUGUACGCGGGCAUCUGUUUCGUGGCUGCCACCUGGAUCUUCUUCUUCGUCAUCGAGACCAGAAACAAACCACUUGCGCAGAUACAGAAGGAACUUGCGGGGAAGUCGUGAACUCCUUCGUGAUGCGUGCCUGUCCCUGUAAUCGGAUGCGAGAGCCAGUUCACGACAUCAGCCAAUAAUAAGUUUAAUUUUGAACUCUUCUCCACGACAAACUCUGACGAAUCGCCGCUUCCGUAUUUCAUUCGCUUUUGUCUCAGGUCCCACUCCUUUUUGUCGCAAAACUGGCAUAUUGACUUUUUUGGGACAAGUCCACAAUCAGUGAUUUUAAAAGACAUUUUAUUGUUCGUCUACAGGGUGAAAAGUAUUUAAACCGACAAACUCUGGGAGGUUGUAGGGGGCAUCAAAACAAAUAUUUUUCCCUAGUGUCAUUUUUUCCUAUGAGGUUUAUUUAAACCGGUGGAGGCAGUAUUACGCUCAUCAGUUGUUAGACACCGUAUUAUGAUCUUCAGUUGUUAGAGGGCGUAUUACGCUCUUCAGUUGUAGGCAACUGCUGUCCAACAGGGUAGUACUGCAUUGUCUCUGUUUACUAAUGGAACGAUACACCUGCAGUGAGUACACUGAUAUGGUUGGUGCGUACUACGUAGCGCACCACAACGGACGAGCUGCACAGCGAGUUUAUCAACAACAAUAUCCUAAUCGCCGUAUCCCGCAUCAUAUGACCUUUUCUGCUGUGUACCAACGUCUGCGUGAGACUGGGUUAUUUAGCAGAUUACCUGGACAGGGACGCAGUCGCACGGUCAGAACGCUGCAAUUUGAGGAAGCUGUCUUGCAGCAUGUGGAGCGGGAUCCUUCAAUCAGUGCGGUUCUUCUUUAAUGUGUGGGUCGGUGUUGUUGGGGACUGUUUAAUUGGGCUGCAUCUGCUACCUAGACCAUUAAAUGGCAGGCGCUAUUACAAAUUUCUCGCCAGGGCAUUGCCAGAACUGCUGGAAGACGUCCCGCUCCCUACAAGACAACGCAUGUGGUUCCAACAUGACGGGGCGCCGGCACAUUUCGGUCGUCGUGUGCGUCGACUCCUGGACCGACGGUUCCCAGAAACGUGGAUUGGCAGAGGUGAUCCUGUACCAUGGCCUGCUCGAUCCCCAGAUAUGUCUCAUCUUGACUUUUUUUCUGUGGGGAUAGAUGCGCAACCUUGUUUGCGCAACUCGUCUUGCAUCAGAAGAGGAUCUGGUUGCUCGGAUAGUAGCAGCAGCAGGAACAAUUCAAGAUAAUCCUGGGAUUUUUGAGCGUGUAAGACAGAACAUGAUCCGUCGGUGUAACCUUUGUUUAUGUGUCAAUGGUGGCAUUUUUGAAAAUGUAAUGUAACUGAAAUUGGAUUGUGUUAAUGUGUUGUCUCUUGGUUAUAAAAAAUGGAAAAGUGUUUGUUUGUUCAGUUAAUUUGCGACCAGAGAAAUCUUCCUCUACCAGUUUAAAAACUCCUCAUAGGAAAAAAUGACAUUAGGGAAAAUUUUUUGUUUUGAUGUCCCCUAUAACCUCGCAGAGUUUCUCGGUUUAAAUACUUUUCACCCUGUAGAGAUGUUAUAUCUCUAACGUUAUGGUUUUUUAAGCGUCAUCGAAAUAUGUUCAGAUGCUCAUAGAUAAGAAAAAUAAAAUAACUAAUCAUAAAAACACGCAACACGGCAAAUGCAGCUAUUACACCAGAUAAAUUUUAAUACAUCAGGUUUUACAUAUGGUCUAAUAGAAACACGGUGUAUCUCAUGUCACGCUAUGUUUUUUUUAAUUUUUUUAUCUCUAGAAAUCUAAAGAUGGUUCGAUGGAAAUGGAACCAGUCAUAACAUUAGAGAUAGAAGCAACCUAGACGGAUCAUAAAUAUGUUGUAACCUCCGUUUUGUCUCCUUUUGCUUUUGUGACGUAACAUUCGCAAUGACGGUGAAUGGAAAUUCUGUGAUUCACAUGCUUCAAAUAGUUACUGUGAGCUCCCUUCGGAAAGAAGUCUCCUUACAAAAAGUCAUCGUGAGAAUCUCUGGCGGAGAACGAAAACAACAAAGAAAAAAAGAUGCAUGGCGUCUCAAGGCAUGUCCCAACAAGUUCAUCUUCAUCCAAAAUUUACCUAUAUACGUCAGUAACAGCUAUCUAUUAUCUUUGUAUUUUUUUUAGUUUUCAUUGCUUUUCAUGUAUCUCUUCAUGCACAUUUGUUACGUAUCUCUCAUCUAAAUCUACUUAAAUGUCUCGGAAGCCACUGCAGAGUACGGUCUUGAGACAAAUCUGUUAGUAGCUUUAGUAAAAAGAUGUUACUAGUAUAUUCCUAAACUUUUCAAAUAAUGCUCGAAGCAAUAUGUUGCACAUUGUUUUAGCAAGAAAUGGUUACUAAAAAACUCUUGAGAAAUGAUGCUGAUUUCGAUUUUCGCAAACUAUUCCUUCUCGGCUGAUAAGUUCCUAGCAAAGUCAUUAAAAAAACAUUAACCACAGGUGGUACUUUUUCGAAUAAAGGCGUUUAUUUUGUACAAUUCCUUACAAUUAUAAAUGGACAAACGUGGUAAGAUGUUACAGUUUACUACUAUGGGUAUGUAUUGAAAUUAUAUUACCUCCACGAUUGUUCCAUAGUAUUACCUCUGUGCAAUUUAGUACGACUUACGGUUCCUAUAUAUCUUACCGCCUUUCAGAAGGGCAAUUUCAGGGGCACUGUUACUUUUUCGCGGAAUUCUGUCGAAUAGGUAGUUGUUAGUAAACGGAUCCAUUGAACACCUCUGAGUUUUUACCAGCAGAUGUCAGCUACAUGUGCUGUGUUAUUCCUCUUCCAAUAUGUGCUCAAGAAUAACUGAAUAUCCGCAAGGACUACGUGUAUUAUCAGCAACAGAUGUCACCAAACCAAGGCAUUAAAUAAGAAGCGAUCUUCAAAUUCUCGUGCAAACACGUCAACUGCUCGCUAAGGGUCAGCGCAAUCAAAGUGUUUGUCAUUUUAGUUUGUGUUAGAUAUGUAAACUGUUUGUAGUGUAGGCAACACUUACAGUGUUAGUCUCUUGCAUGCCAAACGUUUGGAUGCCACUGGAAACAACGAAUGAGCACAAUCAGUUGUUAUGCUCUCUAUCUGAUUGACGCCCCAUGUAUUUCCUUGUUGCUAACGGCAACAAUAUUUUAAAAUGUGUGUCCGGUACGACAGGUACUCACCCUUUUUUAAUAUGCGUUCGAAGCAAAACAACGAAAAAAUGAUGUACGCAAGCAGUUUUGUCAAACGUAUGUAUGCAUCCAAGUAAAUAUUACAUCCUUUUUUUCCUCCUAUUUGCUAAUACAUUAGUUAAAAGCGACUAAGUCAAAUUGCAGAAAGUUUCUUUUCUACAGCCAACGUAUUUAAAUCACUAAAUCCGUCUCGAAUAACUGAUGUUGUUAAAUGCCUGUAUGUAUCUAUGUUCGGAGAAACUCUUUUCCUUUAAUAAAACAUUUACUACUAAUGCAAAUACGUUA
Messenger RNA from Schistocerca gregaria, 4846 nucleotides. RefSeq names its product facilitated trehalose transporter Tret1-like. Gene Ontology annotation, molecular function: sugar transmembrane transporter activity. The record is from RefSeq and is a predicted model, not a curated record. Gene Ontology annotation, cellular component: membrane. Gene Ontology annotation, biological process: carbohydrate transport; transmembrane transport. The transcript is spliced from 6 exons. NCBI's taxonomy places the organism in Eukaryota, Metazoa, Arthropoda, Insecta, Orthoptera, Acrididae. The coding region runs from base 122 to 1498 and encodes 458 amino acids.